AUGUCUUUCGCUGGAUUGAAAAAACAAAUCAAUAAAGCCAACCAAUAUGUUAGCGAGAAAGUUGGUGGCGCCCAAGGGACCAAGUUAGAUGAUCAAUUCUUGGAAUUAGAAAAGCAAACUGACGCUCUAGCGGCAUCGGUUGAAAAUAUAAAAAGCAGGACUAUUGAAGUUCUACAACCGAAUCCUGCUGCCAGAUUCAAACUACAUACGCAAGGCGCAUAUCAGAAAAUAACUGGUAGUGCGAAAAAUGUUAAAUAUCCACAACCUGAAUUUGUAUUGGGCGAAGUUAUGAUAAAAUCUUCUACUGAACUUGGAGAAGAUCUAAUUCUCAGUCAAACUUUAGUGGACGUUGGUGAAUGUAUGAAACAGAUAGCGGAUGCUAAAGAUGCUUUGGAUGCAAAUAUUAAGCAAAAUUUCCUAGAACCUUUAACUUUGCUGCAAACCAAAGAUUUAAAGGAAGUCAUGCAUCACCGUAAGAAGCUUAGUGGCCGUCGCUUAGACUAUGACUGCAAAAGACGAAAAAAGGAUAGAGGCAGUAACGUAAGCGAUGACGAUUUGAAAAUAGCGGAAGAAAAAUUCUUGGAAUCGAAAGAACUUGCUGAAAGUGGAAUGAUUAAUCUGUUUGAUAAUGAAAGUGAUCAAAUUGGGCAGCUGUUGGAAUUAAUUAAGGGGCUUAUGCAAUAUUAUGCCCAAGGCGCAGAGUUACUGGGUAACUUGACUCACGUUGUACAACAGAAAAUGGAUGAAGCAGUAGCUAAACCGCGUACUGAAAGACCAAUUAUUAAACCAACUUCACUGCCUCCAAGUUAUGAUGAAGUAAAUCCAGAUGAUGAUGAUGAUGAUACCUAUGCAAUGGCAGCAAAUAACGACUAUGCCAUAUACAAUAAUCACUCAAACAAACCUGGAGGUGGUAAGCCAUGUGCAAAGGCAUUAUAUGACUUUUCUCCUGAAAAUGAAGGUGAACUUGGCUUCCAUGAAGGAGAUCUGAUUUACUUAAUCAAUCGCAUCGACGAAAAUUGGAUGGAGGGUACAUGUAAUGGACAAACUGGUUACUUUCCAACAACUUAUGUUGAAGUCGUGGUUGCACUUCCGUAG
Messenger RNA from Trichoplax adhaerens, 1095 nucleotides. RefSeq lists its product as uncharacterized. Bases 1 to 1095 code for a protein of 364 amino acids. Gene Ontology annotation, cellular component: cytoplasm. Gene Ontology annotation, molecular function: protein binding. NCBI's taxonomy places the organism in Eukaryota, Metazoa, Placozoa, Uniplacotomia, Trichoplacea, Trichoplacidae. The transcript is spliced from 9 exons. The record is from RefSeq and is a predicted model, not a curated record.